GGCAAAGGGGCGGGGCCCUGCGCCGUCAGCGCAGACAGGGAUGGGAAACUUGUCCCGGAUAUUUACCUAGCUAUACCUGGCUUUUUGCGACGCGCCCGACCCGACGUUUUCACGCCGGAAAUAUUCAGGUAUAUGACUUGUCUUCGAAGCGGGAGGGACGGAGGAACUGCGCCGGACGGGCUGGCCAGAUCUGCUCGCCUGGAAAACCAAGACAGGACACAUGUCCCCUCUCGGAGAGGAGUCGAUGGCAGGGCGUUUGUCUGGAUAGGGAAGCAGAGUUACCGCGGUAACAGACAUGCCAAAACCGGACCUGCUCUGCUUAGUUCAACUGCUGGACGGCACCAUCGAGACCUUCAGAGUCAGCAAGCAGGAUGAAGGCGAGGUUCUGUUGAGCCUGGUGUUUGACCACCUGGGCCUGCAGGAGAGGCAGCUCUUCAGUCUGCAGAUCAGAGAAUCCAGCACAGCCAUAGCCUCUUUCACAGCCAACACACACUCUCCUAGAUGGUUGGAGCCUGAGAAACCCUUGAAGAAGCAAAUCAAAGGCCUCGUGUCCCCCUUUUAUCUGAACUUCAGAGUACGAUUCUUCAUCUCCGAUCCCAACUCUCUGCAGCAUGACCAGACGAGGCACCUGUACUUCCUUCAGAUUAGAAGCGACAUCAGAGAAGGACGGUUGCAGUGUCCGCUGAAUGCUGCAGUGGUGCUGGCGUCCUAUGCUGUGCAGUCGGAAAUUGGGGAUCACUGUCCGUCCCGGGCCCCCGGAUACCUCUCCAAAUGCCACUUUAUGCCCGAACAGAAUGAAGAUUUCCUUUCCAAAGUGGAAGAUCUCCAUCCCCAGCAUAAAGGGCUUAAGCAGAGCGAUGCUGAGCUGUGUUUUCUCAACACCGCCCGGACGCUGGAGUUGUAUGGAGUGGAGCUUCACGCUGCUAUGGACACUAACAAUACACCUUUAAUGGUGGGUUUGACCUCAAGUGGGGUCGCAAUAUUCUGCAAUAUGGUUUGUUCCAGUUUCUUCCCCUGGGGGAAAAUUAUCAAGAUUUCUUUUAAGAGGAAACGCUUUUUUCUACAUUUAAAACAGAAACACGGGGAGACCCAAGACUGUGAAGUGCCUCUUCUUCUUCUCUGCCCUAAAACUUGCAAGAACUUGUGGCGUUCAUGUGUGGACCACCACUCCUUUUUUUCCUCCAACCGCAACGCCAAGAGCCCUAAACAGGGCAACAGCACAGUUCAGACCUACACAAAGCUGAUAACACAACACUUGGGGUUCAGCAACAGCAAAGCUGAGACGGGCCCUGUUUACCAGCGUGUGGUUGGCGGCAUGGUGUGGAAUCCGGUUCUGCAGAGGUCGAUUUCAUUAGAACAUCUUGAAACCAAGAGCCUGCCAUCCAGAUCACCUCCAUCCACCCCCAACUGGCGGAGUCCCAGAGUUCGCCAUGAGAUCCGAAAGCCUCGCCCGUCCUCUGCGGAGCUCACUGCGGAUUUGAAAAACAUGUCUUUGGGGGAGGAUGUGUUCUACACUUACAGAGCCUCUGUGAGCAGCAGCAAAGGCAGCGAAGGAGACGUCUCACCUAACCGCCUUUCUGGAUCGUACAGCCAAGGACCAGAUGAUGCUUUGUCCCAUGCUGAUGAUAGUAUAGGAGAGGAGGACACCCCACCCUACUAUAAUAAGGAUGCUUUGGGUGAUGGAGACCUCAUGCUAAUAUGUAUCACUCCAGACCAUGAGGGCAAGUUUGGCUUCAACGUUAAAGGUGGGGUGGAUCAGAAGAUGCCCCUGUCUGUUUCCCAUAUCAAACCAGACUCCCCGGCAGGUCGAUCUGAGCCCAAACUCAUGGAGGGAGACCUCAUCGUCCUCAUUAACGGUCGAGACAUUUCUGAGCACACGCACGACCAAGUGGUCAUGUUUAUACGAGCCAGCAGGGAAUCGCACUCCCGACAGUUGGCCUUGCUUAUCAAACGUAAAGGUUCUGGCCGAGUGGCGCCCUCACUGCAGCUACCUCCCACCCUCACACUCACCAUCCCUUCACAUGACAGCAAGCCGCAGUCCCCCGGCCAGUCAGAGCGGGUCAAAACGCUGGAGGAAUCGAUGAGACAGCUGGAGAGAGGCAUACAGUCUGGCACGCUGUGCUUUCAUUUUGAGAAUUUAUACAGGAGGAAGCCCGGAAUGUCACAAGACUGUUCACGACUCCCUGAAAACCAGGAGAAGAAUCGGUACAGGGAUGUUUUGCCGUACGAUGCCACCAGAGUGGUACUGCAGAGUCAGGAAGACUACAUUAACGCCAGCCACAUCACGGUGGCGCCCCCAGAGUCUGGCGUUUGUUUACAAUAUAUUGCAGCACAGGGUCCUCUGCCACAGACCUGCACUCAUUUUUGGCAGACUGUGUGGGAGCAGCAGAUUCACACCGUCAUCAUGCUUACAACUCUAACAGAGAGGGGACGGACCAAGUGCCACCAGUACUGGCCACACCCACCGAAAGCGAAGGAUUACGGGCACAUGUCAGUGGAGUGUCACUCGGAGGAGUGUAACCUGGCUUAUGUGACACGACGGUUCACCCUGAAACACACUCAGUUGGGUGAUGAGCGUGCGAUCACACACCUGCAGUAUGUGGCGUGGCCGGACCACGGCGUGCCCGAUGACCCGUCAGACUUCCUGCAGUUUGUCAGCUCUGUAAGAGAGACGAGGGACAAGGAGCCGCUAAUGGUCCACUGCAGUGCUGGUAUUGGACGAACCGGCGUCCUGAUCAUCAUGGAGACGGCGCUGACUUUGAUGGACGGGGGUCAGCCAGUGUUUCCCCUGGAAAUUGUCAAAACAAUGAGAGAUCAGCGAGCUAUGAUGGUUCAAACCACGUCUCAGUUCCAGUUUGUGUGCGAGGCCAUUCUGCGCGUCUACAAAGAGAAACAAGAGAUGCCUACAACCUCAUAACAUAAAUCAGCAAUCGGACCAAACCGUUUCCCUCAUCCUCAAUUCAUAGUGGGCACAGCGUGCUCCAACAGAUUAAACUCUGUCAAGCUUAUGGGACCGACGCAUGGACAGGAUAAUGAGAGUAUAACAAGCUUCGGAGCACAGCUGUCUAUGAUCUGUGCAGCUGUGUGAGAACAAAUCUUCCACCUAGUCUGCCUUAGUUUUUGCUGAAAGUGCAUUAGGCUUAUAAGGACUGUGGUCUCCAUAGAGACUGAUCUAAGACUGACGUUAGCUGCUAAUUUCUGUACAAGAGACCUCUAAGCAAUGUCGCUUCUAUUCAUUAAGCUAUGGUUCUGAUUCUUCCCAGUCGAUGGGUCUGUAAGGGCAAAAGAGUUUGGAUUUUUGUAAUAUGGUUUAUCUCUGAGUCCCCAAGACAGGGAGCAAAGCUGACUUUCGAUCACAGCUGCUGAUAUUGUGAGAUCUGGGGAGAAGCAGGUGACGGCUGAAGAGCACCGAAUUGACUGUUCAUCACUUUUAAAUUAUUCUGUAACUAAAUAAACUCUCUGAUUUAUACAGA
Oryzias latipes (Japanese medaka) is the source of this 3473-nucleotide messenger RNA. RefSeq names its product protein tyrosine phosphatase non-receptor type 3 (gene ptpn3). Gene Ontology annotation, biological process: protein dephosphorylation. Gene Ontology annotation, molecular function: protein tyrosine phosphatase activity; protein binding. Lineage: Eukaryota; Metazoa; Chordata; Actinopteri; Beloniformes; Adrianichthyidae. Gene Ontology annotation, cellular component: cytoskeleton; cytoplasmic side of plasma membrane; cytoplasm. The record is from RefSeq and is a predicted model, not a curated record.